UCUUCUUCUUCUUCUUCUUGAACAUCGAGGUCGUCGGUGCGCUGCCGCCAAUAGCUCGAGCUCCGUCCGUCUGACCGAUAACUUCAUCUCUAACAAUGGCGACUGUGAUGCAGAAAAUCAAGGACAUCGAAGAUGAGAUGGCUAGGACUCAAAAGAACAAGGCUACUGCCCAUCAUUUGGGUUUGCUUAAGGCUAAACUUGCAAAGCUACGGAGGGAACUCCUUGAACCUUCUUCUAAGGGAGGCGGGGGUGCUGGUGAAGGUUUCGAUGUCACCAAAAGCGGAGAUGCUAGAGUUGGUUUGGUGGGUUUCCCCUCAGUUGGGAAGUCUACUCUGUUGAAUAAGCUGACUGGGACGUUUUCAGAGGUUGCUUCAUAUGAAUUUACAACUCUGACUUGUAUCCCUGGAGUGAUCACGUACCGUGGAGCUAAAAUUCAGUUACUAGAUCUUCCUGGAAUUAUUGAGGGUGCCAAGGAUGGAAAGGGUAGAGGCAGACAGGUUAUCAGCACUGCCAGAACAUGCAACUGCAUUUUGAUUGUUCUUGAUGCGAUAAAGCCAAUUACUCACAAGCGUCUGAUAGAGAAAGAGCUUGAGGGAUUUGGAAUCAGGCUGAACAAGGAGCCACCUAAUCUAACGUUCAGGAAGAAAGAUAAAGGUGGCAUUAAUUUCACAUCAACAGUGGCAAACACUCAUCUGGAUCUUGAAACUGUGAAGGCCAUCUGCAGUGAAUAUCGGAUACAUAAUGCUGAUAUCACUCUUAGAUGUGAUGCGACUGCAGAUGACCUUAUAGAUGUUAUUGAGGGCAGUAGGAAAUAUAUUCCAUGCAUCUAUGUCAUAAACAAGAUUGAUCAAAUCACACUAGAAGAGCUAGAAAUUUUGGACAAACUUCCUCAUUACUGUCCGGUCAGUGCUCACCUUGAAUGGAAUCUUGAUGGUCUGUUGGAGAAAAUAUGGGAGUAUUUGGAUUUAACUCGUAUAUAUACAAAGCCAAAAGGAAUGAAUCCAGACUAUGAAGACCCCGUGAUUCUAUCAUCAAGGAAGAGGACAAUUGAGGAUUUCUGCACCCGGAUACACAAGGAUAUGGUCAAACAGUUCAAGUACGCUCUAGUCUGGGGUUCAAGUGUCAAACACAAGCCUCAGAGAGUUGGCAAGGAGCAUGAACUUGAAGAUGAAGACGUCGUUCAGAUCAUCAAGAAGGUGUAACUUUCACGGUAGGGGAAUCUUUGGGAACCCUUGACAGAUGAUUCGGUGCGGAGUAGCAGCUGGUGCUGAUCUGAUGUCUGUCGCGAACCAGUUAUGUUGGACCAGGAAAUAGUGGGAUGCAUGCAAUUUUGAGUAGUUGAUUAGUUCAACUGGAGUUAGCUUUAAACUUACGUUACGUCCUCUCUCUAUCUAUUAGCUUAAGUUUGUAAAUUGUCUUGGCGAGGCUGUUCGUUCAGUGGUCAUCAAUGUGAUGGAGGCUUUGCCAUUGCCAUUUUUUUAUGAUACAAGAUGAUGAUAAUUCCCUGUCUGA
Syzygium oleosum is the source of this 1512-nucleotide messenger RNA. RefSeq names its product developmentally-regulated G-protein 3. Gene Ontology annotation, cellular component: cytoplasm. The coding region runs from base 96 to 1202 and encodes 368 amino acids. NCBI's taxonomy places the organism in Eukaryota, Viridiplantae, Streptophyta, Magnoliopsida, Myrtales, Myrtaceae. The transcript is spliced from 10 exons. Gene Ontology annotation, molecular function: GTPase activity; GTP binding. The record is from RefSeq and is a predicted model, not a curated record. Gene Ontology annotation, biological process: cytoplasmic translation.